AUGUCGCGCUCAACCUCGCCGUCGUCGACACUGAACGCGUCGCCAAAAGAGAAAUCAAAUGACGACAUCCCCGCACCUGUCUCCCCGCAUUCACAACAUGACCGCGACGACCAAGUCGAUGACCAGGACCACUAUAAUCAUGAUCAAUCACUACCGCUUGACGAGGAGGCGGCUCAAGUGCUGAAGGAGGAGAAGUCAGGGGACCCGUUCCUCGUGGGAUGGGAGCCGGGCGAGAAAGCCAAUCCCAUGAACUGGUCGUCAACAUACAAGUCUUUCAUCACCUUUGUCCUGGGUAUGCUCGCGCUGGCCGCCAGUCUGGGAUCAUCAAUCAUCUCGCCAGCAGAAAGAGAAAUCGCCGAGUACACUGGCAUCUCGAAUGAAGUCGCUGUCCUUCUGAUCUCCAUGUACAUCAUUGGCUUCGCUGUUGGUCCGCUUAUCUGGGCACCCACUUCGGAAGUUUGGGGACGCAGGAUCAGUAUGCUGCCGGCAAUGGUUGCUCUUGCCCUGUUCAGUAUAGGUACAGCUGUUGGCAAGAACGCUCAGACCAUGAUCAUCUGCAGAUUCUUUUCUGGUGUCUUUGGUUCCGCCCCGGUGUCCAAUGUUAGUGCUGCACUCGGCGACAUCUGGCCUCCUAAGUCAAGGGGAGUGGCAAUGACGUUCUACGCUGUUGCUGUGGUCGGUGGUCCUACGAUAGGGCCUGUCAUUGGUAGUGCUCUUACUGUGCAACUUGGGUUCAGGUGGCCCUCUUACAUUUUGGCAAUCUGGGUCUUCACAAUCUUCGUCUUCGCCUUCUUCUGCCUGCCGGAAGUCUACUCUCCUGUGCUCCUGAAGAAGAAGGCUCAACGACUGCGCAAGGAGACAGGAGAUUCACGUUGGCACCACCCUCACGAAGAUGUCAAACUUGAUGCGAAGUCAAUCGUGACCAAACAUCUUGCAAGACCUAUCGUCAUGCUUACUACAGAACCUAUGGUCACCGCCAUUGCCUUCUAUGCUAGUUUCGUCUACGGUCUUCUCUACAUGACUCUCGAGGUGUUCCCGAUCGUCUUUGAACAAAACCGAGGAUGGCCACUCAUCACUAGCACGCUCCCGUUCUUGGCACUUUUCGUCGGAGUGUUGUUCGCUGUUCUGAUCAACCUCGCUAAUCAACCACGAUAUGCAAGGGCUGUCGCCGCCAACAACGGCAGAGCUGUUCCCGAAGCCCGUCUUCCACCAAUGUUCUUAGGUGGAGUACUCUUCACGAUCGGAAUGUUCUGGUUUGGAUGGACAGCAGACCCAGACAUUCCAUGGCCAAGCUGUGUAGUCGCGGCUGGGUUUAUCGGAGCAGGCUUCAACAUCAUCUUCCAACAGUGUAUUAACUUCCUUGUUGAUACGUACUCGCUCUAUGCCGCUUCUGCGGUAUCUGCCAAUACGUUCUUGCGCAGUUUGAUCGCAGGAGGUCUACCGCUCGCAGCGCGGCCCAUGUUCAACCACCUAGGAGUCGGACCAGCCAUGAGUAUUCUUGGCGGAGUCGCUGCGCUGGCUUUGCCUGUGCCGUUGAUCUUCAUGAGAUACGGACUAAAACUACGAAAGAUGUCAAAGUUCGCGCCGGUGCACGAAGACUGA
This is a messenger RNA of Aureobasidium pullulans EXF-150, 1602 nucleotides long. Its product is annotated as MFS general substrate transporter. The transcript has 2 exons. Lineage: Eukaryota; Fungi; Ascomycota; Dothideomycetes; Dothideales; Saccotheciaceae. Gene Ontology annotation, molecular function: transmembrane transporter activity. The coding region runs from base 1 to 1602 and encodes 533 amino acids. The record is from RefSeq and is a predicted model, not a curated record. Gene Ontology annotation, biological process: transmembrane transport.